AGCUCUGCAUCAACCUCUCCUCCAUCCACGUUGUCUUCUCAUCCUCACUCUCAGGUGUUCAACAGUCUCAGAGCCCAAACCCUGGUCUGCUCCUCUUCUGAGAAAUAUGGAAAUCACUAGCAACCACAGUAGUAGCAUGAUGUGGUUUUUUAAGGAUAGAGGAUUUGAUGAUAACAACAUACAAGGAAUGUUCAGAAAGUGCAAACGCCUUGAGGUUUUACAUCAGGAAAAAGCAAAUGAGAAUUGGGAGUACCUGAGAAGCAUUGGAAUUCAAGAAAGGAAACUUCCCUCAAUUGUUUCAAAAUGUCCCAAGAUUCUUGCAUUGGGUCUUAAUGAGAAGAUUGUGCCCAUGGUUGAGUGUCUCAAGACACUAGAAACAAAACCCCAUGAAGUUACUUCUGCCAUAACCAAGUUCCCUCACAUACUCUCACAUAGUGUGGAAGAGAAGCUUUGUCCCCUUUUGGCCUUCUUUCAGGCAUUGGGCAUCCCUGAAAAGCAAAUUGGGAAAACCAUACUGCUUAACCCUAGGCUUAUCAGCUACAGUAUUGAAACAAAGCUUGCAGAAAUUGUGGACUUCUUUGCUAGCCUUGGUCUCAGUAAAGAUGGAUUGAUUGGAAAAGUUAUAGUCAGGGACCCCUUUAUUAUGGGUUAUAGUGUUGAUAAAAGGCUCCGCCCUACUUCGCGGUUUCUGAAGUCAAUAGGUCUGACCGAGUCGGAUCUUCAAGCAGUGGCUUUGAACUUCCCAGCAAUCUUGAGUAGAGAUGUGAACAAGGUUUUGGCACCCAAUUAUGCUUAUUUGAAGAAAUGUGGAUUUCAAGACGGACAGCUAGUUGCUUUGGUGGUUGGUUUUCCUCCUAUCCUGAUCAAGAGCAUCCAGAAUUCUUUAGAACCAAGGAUCAAGUUUUUAGUAGAUGUAAUGGGGAGACAAGUUGAUGAAGUCAUUGAUUAUCCUUGCUUCUUUCGUCACGGCCUGAAGAAAAGAUUAGAGUUGCGGUACAAAAUUUUAAAGCAGAGGAAUUUGAAUUGUAGCUUGAGUGAAAUGCUGGACUGUAAUGAGAAGAAGUUCCUCAUGAAGUUUGGCUUGUUAGAAGGAUGUGCCUUGAGUAACUAGGUCUCAUCCCUAGUUUAAUUUGUUAAAUGAUUUUUGUAGUUAGUUGAAUAGUUUUCGUAUUUCUUUCCUCUGAUGUGUGGUCUCUUAACUUUCAAAGUUUUUGUGAUUCCAUUUAUGUCUGAUCGGUUGUUCAAUUUCUUAAUUUUGUGAUCAGUUGUAACCAAGAUGAUAGGUUAUCCUUUGGAUCUGAUUGCAGUAUGGUAAUGAGGGUUCCUCUGUCAUCAUUUGGUUCUGGUGCAAAUUUU
Messenger RNA from Gastrolobium bilobum, 1356 nucleotides. RefSeq names its product transcription termination factor MTERF6, chloroplastic/mitochondrial. The record is from RefSeq and is a predicted model, not a curated record. The coding region runs from base 107 to 1111 and encodes 334 amino acids. Gene Ontology annotation, biological process: regulation of DNA-templated transcription. Gene Ontology annotation, molecular function: double-stranded DNA binding. NCBI's taxonomy places the organism in Eukaryota, Viridiplantae, Streptophyta, Magnoliopsida, Fabales, Fabaceae. The transcript is spliced from 2 exons.